AUGUUAGACACUUUGGGCACCAUACCUUGGCUCUCGGAACGCCAUAGACGCACAAAAUCUAAUCCGACUCAUGACAGCGAUAGUCGUUGGAUAUUUUGUCAUGAGAAGCCUGACAUAUUAGGAAUUCUUGCUUUUGACACAGCUAAGUCAAUGUCUCGUAUAGUCUCUCUAUACAAAUCACUUUCGGAUGCCGAGAUAUUUCGUUUAAGAAAAGAAGUCAUCCGAGAACGGGGUAUAACAUUUUUUAUCUCGGGGGAUGAGGGCUUUCUAUUGACACUUGCUUGUGCCGAACGACUAGAGGACUUGGAUCAAGCUGCUAAUGUUGUGUCACGCCUGGGCCAAAAGUGUUCAGAUUAUGGCUUGAUACGCUUUUUAAAUGUAUACAAGGAUCUUAAGAAUGGGCACUUUGAUAUACACAAGCUAAAUAAUUACGGGUCGAGAGAGAUGGAAAAGUCGGUUGAAAAAAUGGAAAAGUUAAUAUCAUUGACUGGUGAAUUAUAUGGAGAACUUGAAGAAUUAACACAUAUGGAGGCAUCGGAAAAGAAAUUAAAUGAUUGGAAAAAUAAUUAUAGCACCCACAACACAAACUAUGAUCUCUUUGAUAAUAAAAUUUGUAAUCAAAGGAAACUUGUACGUCAUUUGAAGGAAGUUUCACUAUGGAAUUAUUCAUACGACAAGGUUGUUGGAAUCAUGGCGAAAAUGGUAUGUGUGCUUUAUGCUCGAAUUUGUAUGCUUUUUCGGCCUUACAUUUUCAUAUUACAACAAAACAAAACUAUUAACAAAAGGUUAUAUAGUGAUUCAAUACCAAAAACUACAAUGUCAGGUCCGAUUCAUAUCAAUCCAUGCCCGAAAAAGGUACCUCAUAUGCAGUUCUUAAGUAGUGAUAAUAGUAAUGUUUUUGUUAAGGAGGAUGUGAAGUUACGCCUUGCAAUUAGGCAUUACAACUAUCACCUCAUUAACAACAACAACAAGGUGUUCCAGGCAGCCCCUCCAUCAACUGUUGGUGGGUCUGGAUUGGUUUCUAGGUAUGCUAGUGUUGUAUUAUUGGCUGAAAGGUACUUUAACUCGGAAUCUCUAAUAGGAGACCAAGCACGUGAAAGCAUGUACAACAUGUUGCCUUCUAGCCUAAAGAUGUAUGUGAGGUCAAAACUCAGAGUUGCUUGGAGGGAGAUUGAGAAUAAUAAUUACGAUGGUGACGCAUUGACUGAAGGAUGGAGGAAGGCAGUGGGUGACAUGCUAGAGUGGCUUGUUCCGGUGGCUGAGAAAACGAUUAUGUGGCAAGCUGAGAGGAAUAUGGAGAAGCAGAGAUUCGAUUCAAAGCCUACUGUGCUUUUGCUGCAAACUUUGCAUUAUGCGGAUUUGGAGAAAACGGAGGCAACACUUGCAGAGGUAUUGGUUGGGCUAAGUUUUAUAUAUAUGUACGAAAAUCGAAGAAUUUCUUGCGUGGAUACUUCAUAA
Chenopodium quinoa (quinoa) is the source of this 1458-nucleotide messenger RNA. RefSeq lists its product as uncharacterized. The record is from RefSeq and is a predicted model, not a curated record. The coding region runs from base 1 to 1458 and encodes 485 amino acids. The transcript has a single exon. Lineage: Eukaryota; Viridiplantae; Streptophyta; Magnoliopsida; Caryophyllales; Amaranthaceae. Gene Ontology annotation, biological process: positive regulation of growth.